AUGAGACCGUGCUGCAGCAGUCACCUUCCUUUCCCAGGCCUGGGCCCCAGUCGGCCUUCACACCUUUGCUCCUCACCGCCCUCCACACUAGAGGGCCUGUGGAAGGUCAGGGAGCUGCGGGGGCGACUUCCUUUCUCUCCAGGCAAGUUGGCGGGAGGCGAGGCUAGAGUGACUUUGGGGCAACCGCAUUUUUCUCGCCAGGAUCUUGCCAACUUGAAUGUUACCAAAUUUACCCCACUUUCACACGAAGUUAUCAGCAGACAAUCCACAAUUAAUAUAGGUACAACUGGUCAUGUAGCUCAUGGGAAACUCACAGUUAUAAAAGCUAUUUCUGGAGUUCACACUGUCAGGUCCAAAAAUGAACUAGAGAGAAAUAUUGCAAUCAAGCUUGGAUAUGCUGAUGUUAAGAUUUAUAAACUUGAUGACCCAAGUUGUCCUCGGCCAGAAUGUUAUGAAUCCUGUGGAAAUACACCUGAUGAGUUUCCUACAGAGGUUCUGGGGACCAAAAGGAACUUCAAAUUAGUUAAACAUGUUUCCUUUGUUGACUGUCCUGGCCACGAUAUUUUGAUGGCUACUAUGCUGAACGGUGCAGCCGUGAUGGAUGCAGCUCUUCUGUUGAUAGCUGGUAAUGAGUCUUGUCCUUAGCCUCAGACAUAUGAACACCUGGCUGCUAUAGAAAUCAUGAAACUGAAGCAUAUUUUGAUUCUAUAAAAUAAAAUUGUUGUAAAAGAAAGCCAGGCUAAAGAACAAUGUGAACAGAUCCUUGCAUUUGUGCAAGGUACAGUAGCAGAAGUAGCUCCUAUUAUUCCAAUGUCUGCUCAGCUGAAAUACAAUACUGAAGUUGUCUUUGAGUAUAUAGUAAAGAAAAUUCCAGUACCUCUAAGAGACUUUACUUCAGAACUCCAACUCAUUGUUAUUAGGUCCUUUGAUGUCAACCAACCUGGCUAUGAAGUUGAUGACCUUAAGGGGGUUGUAGCUGGUGGUAGUAUUAUAAAAGGAGUGUUAAAGGUGGGCUAGGAUAAAGUCAGACCUAGUAUUUCCAAAGAUAGUGAAGGAAAACUCAUGUGUAAACCAAUCUUUUCCAAAAUUGUAUCACUGGAACAUAAUGAUCUUCAGUAUGCUGCUCCAGGAGUUCUUACUGGAAUUGGAACAAAAAUUGAAUCCACUUUGUGCUAGGCUGACAGAAUGGUGGGACAGGUACUCCAUGCAUUUGGAGCUUUACCUGAGAUUUUCACAGAGUUGGAAAUCUAUUUCUUGCUUAGACGGCUUCUAGGUGUAUGCACUGAAGGAGACAGGAAAGCAGCAAAGGUGCAAAAGUUGUCUAAGAAUGAAGUGCUUAUGGUGAACACAAGAUCCCUGUUGACAGGAGGAAGAGUUAGUGCAGUCAGGGCUGAUUUGAGUAAAAUCAUUUUGACUAAUCCUGUGUGCACAGAAGUAGGAGAAAAAAUUGCCCUUAGCCAAAGAGUUGAAAAACACUGGUGUUUAAUUGAUUGGGGUCAAAUAAGAGGCGUGACAAUCAAGUCAAUAGUAGAUGAUGACUGA
Pteropus alecto (black flying fox) is the source of this 1542-nucleotide messenger RNA. RefSeq names its product eukaryotic translation initiation factor 2 subunit gamma B (gene EIF2S3B). Gene Ontology annotation, cellular component: eukaryotic translation initiation factor 2 complex; cytosol. Gene Ontology annotation, molecular function: GTP binding; translation initiation factor activity; GTPase activity. Gene Ontology annotation, biological process: formation of translation preinitiation complex; positive regulation of translational fidelity. NCBI's taxonomy places the organism in Eukaryota, Metazoa, Chordata, Mammalia, Chiroptera, Pteropodidae. The record is from RefSeq and is a predicted model, not a curated record.